This is a messenger RNA of Passer domesticus (house sparrow), 6508 nucleotides long. It is a transcript of the gene SPATA22, whose product is annotated as spermatogenesis associated 22. Gene Ontology annotation, biological process: regulation of meiotic cell cycle; gamete generation; meiotic DNA repair synthesis. The transcript is spliced from 9 exons. The record is from RefSeq and is a predicted model, not a curated record. The coding region runs from base 164 to 1066 and encodes 300 amino acids. Lineage: Eukaryota; Metazoa; Chordata; Aves; Passeriformes; Passeridae.
CUCAGGGCUGACCCUCAGCCCCGUCCCUCAGGGCUGAUCCUCAGCCCCGUCCCUCAGCGCUGACCCUCAGGGCUGACCCUCAGCCCCAUCCCUCAGGUCUGUCCCUCAGCCCGCAAAUUUGGAGAAAUCAAUACAUUGCUGCCUGUUAAGAUUCAGCAAAGAAAUGAAAAGGAGUUUAGCUGACACCUCGGCUCGCAGCACAGCAGGUUGUCUGCCUGUACCACUGUUCAAUCAGAAAAAAAGAACUAGACAGCCCCUGACUUCAAAUCCACUUAAAAAUGAACCAGAUACUGGUUCUGGGACUCGUAGUUAUGACUUCUCUCCCUCAUCAUUCGGCUGGGGAACUGCAAACUCAGAAGUGGAUGAACUGCAGAAAGCAGCAAACAGUGGCCAAGCAGAACAUCCGAUGGCUCCUUCCCUUAUGAAACCACCAAAUGCAUCAAAGUUUAAUUUAGCAAAUGCUGGAAAAAACGUGUCUGCCUGCAGGAACAGAAAUGAAUAUACUCCUCUAAAUAAAACAGCAAAUCCAAGAUCUGAUAAUGGAACUUCUCAGAAGUUUGAGAACUUUUCAAGCAGUUUGAAAACUGUCCAGCAGCAAAAACACCCUGACAGUCGUAACCCAUCCCAGCUCAUCAAAACAGACACAUCCAAAGGACAGUGGCCAGUGAAACCCAACACUGUGGCAAAAAGUCUGCAGGAUCGUAAUCCAGCAUAUAAAUUUAACUACAAUAAUCAGCAAAAUAAAAUGAAUGAAAACCAAUUUGGUUGUGUCCCAGAAGAUAAAAGUCAGGAAAUUUCAUCAUCUCAAGUGAAAACUAAAAUAAAAAAGAAUUCUUUGCGAAUCCUGUCUGCAGUCAUUCAGAGUGUGAGGCACUGGAGCCAAUAUUCCUAUAAAACUGCACUGUUAUUUGAAGUUUUAGGCACACUGGAUUCUGCAGUCACACCUGGAGCAUAUGGGGCAAAGAACUUUCUUCUGAGAGAUGGAAAGGAGACCCUGCCUUGUGUGUUUUAUGAAAUUAGGUGUUUGUUAUUGCUGGGUUCUCCCCACCUGAGCCCUCUGCAGUAACUCACAGCCACUGCUGAUGGCAGCCCAGAGACAAGGCCAAGCACACUGGUUCCACAGUAAGUCAUGUUUUAUUUCUACUUUCCAAUCCCAAACAGUUACAGUCUCAUCCUCUUUGCUUCCCUGGUGUCCUACAGCCAGAUGGUAAAUUGCACUUUCUCCUCUGAAGGGUCUGCCAGCCAAGGCCUGGUUUUAUUUUUAAAAAGUAGGUGUUUGAAUGGUUGCUUUCUAAGUAACUUUAAUAGGAAUAAAGUAUUAUUUGAAAGGAGGACACUUCUCUUUAGGGAAAACAGGGCUUUUUGUAGGAAAAAAAUUGUAAAUUGUUGGUGAAAAUACUGAAUCAAUGACACUUCUAGUUCGGAAAAAUAGCAUUUUCUGCUAAUUUAAAAUUAAUAAUAUAUAACUCUUUGUCAUUGCAAUGGUUUAUUCAUUUCAUUAAGCCCCUGUACAACUGUUUAAUUAUUUAAAUCUCUCACACCAUUUUCAAGUUGAUUUUAAACCAAAGCAAAGCAAUGCAGUUCUCUGGAGUUUGUGCAGAGGGCACCAAUGUACAACACUCUCAGAUACCAUGACAAAAAAAAGGCUGUUUCCAUUCCACUUCUUUUGGCAAGACUGAUGGACUUUCCAACAUCUGAAACACAAUAAUUGAAUAGUUUUCUGUAUUGUGAAGCAGGAAUGUUUAAAAUGGACUAAGCUGAUGUUUAUCUUCCAUACCAAUGUUGAAAAGGAUCUAAAGGUGGCUCACAAACAUAGAGAACAAAAAAAACCACCUAUUUUAUUUUAUUUUAUUUUAUUUUAUUUUAUUUUAUUUUAUUGUGUUUGUUAAUAUGUUUAGGUGAUGUGUAGUAGUGAAAUAUGCUGUGUGCAUGAAUUCUCUUCCUGAAAUUACCUGCUGUAAGAAGAUUAGUUUGUCUUAGAAAUUUAAUUUGCUUACUUUAGGAGUGUAUUAUAUUCCUGAUACUUGUGACAAUGAUGGAUUAAUUGCAAGCUUGUGGGACAUAUCAGGUAAUCAUUGGAUUUAGGGUUGAAUCAUAGGCAAGCAUGGGUAUUAUUCCAACCCUAUUACAGAUUGUCACAGUCUUGUGUCUUCUUGGAAGAUUUUUAUUGACAGAGCUUAAUCUACCAAAGCAAUUUUCACUCAUCUCAUCAAGAAGUUUCCUUUUACAUAUAAUCCAUUACCUCUCUUGUUAAACCUGGCAGUUCUUCUUAUGCACAGUUGACUUGGAAUAACACAUUUCCUCUCAGGUUCAUACAUUUUAUUCACCUUAUAAUCUUAUUAGCUGCUCUCCAGCUCUUCAUUACUUACAUGAUCUUAAAUGAGAAAGCAGGUGCUGAUCCAAAGCCACAGACAGCUUAACACCAAGCAGAAAUACAGGUAACAGGGGAAACCUGGCAGCCAACACAGCCAGACAUCUUCAAAAAAUCACCUCUUGUCCUACUGCCCUGCACUCAGUCCUUCCCAGCACUCCUCUCCAGCAAAUAUUUUUGUAGCAUGCCUGAAGGGUUUCUACAUUUGGGGUAUUUUGAAUACAUUUUCCUGUACAAAAAGGAGGUACCUAUUUUUCUCCUCCAUAUCUAUCCCUUGAAGACAGUGCUAAGUAAGAUCCAAGGUUUUUGUCAGUAAUAGCUGCACAUCAGUGUACAAAUAGAAACAAGAUGGAAUUCUGGGCUUAUGUGAAAAUUAGUGAUUUCCUUUUGACUACUUCAGGAAAGGAGGAAUUAGAGUAAUUUGGGGAGAGCUGAAAUAUAUCUAAAAUCAGCAGGCAUCAUUUUCAAUGCCUAUUACAUAUAAAUAAAACAAACAGGAAAGUGACCUCUCAAAGAUAAAAGAAACCAGACUAAAAUCCUACUGUUAUAACAGCUGAACUUUGGAGGGUGAGGCAAACAGGGACAAACAGGGACACUGUUAAAUGCCAUUCUGCUCUGCUGAACUCAUGGCAGGUGCAUGUCAGGUACCUGGAGUUCAAACUCUUGGAAGCAGCCCUAGCAAUUAUUCCCUCCAAGGAAACCAAAAGGAAGAGCAGGGAAAAGGGAUAAUAAUGCCCAUAUACUUGGUAUAAAGAUGGAGCUGCCUUCCUUUGUAACUGAAUAAAGAGCUGGAACUCCUAAUAAUGGCCAAGCCACUUCUAACAUACCACACUUUAGCUCUUCUUUGUAAAGAAUUGUUUCACUGGCGUCAUUUCAGUCAAACAUGUUGUGAUUUGAGGAGCUUCUAUCAGUGCUGGACUGGUGCCAAAGGAGUAGAUUAUAGCAGUUCCUUUUCUGGCUUUUCUAAAUGGUGCAACUCACAAGUUAGCACUUAGCAGCUGUAAUAUAAAUGUAGUUAUAACAAGAGCUGUGUAGCUUGUCAAACCGCUUUGUAGCUAACAAAGGGAAUGGGUUCGUUUGUACAAUGUCUCCAAACUCUGUGUUGAAAUGCUGAGUCUGUGACUCCAGCUCACAAACUAAGGACCUGCAUCAUAUACAGUAGCUUGUAUUUUUAUGAAUGUACAUCUAUGCAAAAUUAUGGGGAAAUAUGUGUAUAUCAAAAGCUGGGCAAUGCUUUCCAUUCAGUUUAUGUGGAUUUAGGUAGAGGAGGAACAUGUUCUUUUAAAUAAAACUAGCACUGAAAUAAGGGUGUCCAUGCACCUUUUUUACACAAAUAUUUUUAGUGCCACUAAAAUAUCCCACUCGGGUUCUGUUGGCACAACUCCCUCAUUCUACAAAUAGCCUGUUUCAGAAAUGUCUAACAAUUGUAGGAAUAGCUGAAUCUAUCCUACUUAUUAACUGGAGGGAGUGGAAUCUGACUAUCCAGACUUUGGAAAAGAAAUUCUCUGAAGCCAUCACAGAGGUAAUUGGGCUUGGUAAUUACUGCAUUAGCUGCAAGUUUAUUAAGGGCCACAAAAGGAAAUGCUAUCCUGGUGACCUUUGAGGCUGCAUUUCACAGCAUGUUUUCUACAUGAGAACAAAUGAUGAAACUUGACUAUUUCUGCCAAGUGAGUGGUAGCUAUGGUGAAGAUUUAUAGCUGUAAUCUGGUAAUCUGUGGGGCUAAUCAUGCAGUUAUAGAGCUGCGUGUCAUUGACUCCAAAAGCCUGAAAUGAUCUAGCACUGUGUGGACUAUGGUAAAAGAGUGCAUUUUGUCAUCUGCAAGGUUAGGAGAAAUACAGCCUCUUUAGCAGACUGUAAAAGAGAGACAAGAGCUAAUGUUUCUCAAAAUAGCAGCGUGUUACAUGAAAUUUUACAAGAGUCAGAGAGCUAAGAAAUGGGGACUGUCAGAUUGGAAACCAUUAUGAUUUUCCUCUUUUGUACUGCUUCAAUAAUUACAUAGAUUUUCUAUUUAUUUUUUUUGGAAAUUAUUUAAGUCGUGCUCACUUCAUCUCUCUCAGAGCAGCAAACACAGAAGCAGACUAAUAAUGUAAUAUUGACAUAUUUAAGUGUUGGAUUCUUUAGCUGAGAGCAGCAUGUUCAGAAUGUAUCAUGCCUGUAAUGUGCCUGUGUUCCCUUAUCUUUGUGUCACAUUUUAUUCAACAGUCAAGAAGUGCUAAUAAAAAGUGCAUAUUUCAGUUGUUCUAUUUUAGGUAAACAUAACAUGGUACACAUUUUUUAAGCAAUGCACAUUUCUACAAAUAGAAAUCAGGGUGGCAAACACUUUGCUUCUCUUCUUAAUUAACCUAUCCUUGCCAAAACUGCUAUGUUCUUCAGCAUGAGCAAGGAAUGAGACUGAUGACUGAAAAUUUAAAUUAAUGCUUUUUCUUGUGAUCUUUUGGCUGUGAACAAGAGCAGUUUCCACCUCCCAUCUGAUGCAUUCCCUAGCAAAAGCAGCAGUGUGAGCCUGGGUGCACGUGCAGCUGCAGGGAGUGAGGGAACAGACACAUUUGUAUUGUCUUGGCUUUGGAGCCAGCUCACCUGGGAAGGGGACACGCUGCCCAGCCUGCAGCAGGUCUUGGCUCCUGCUCUGCCUGUCAAAUCCAAGUUCUUAAAUAGCUGUUUAGAGCAGGGGCUGAGGUCCAAAAGGCAGGCAGUGAUGUGUAGAUCACCUGAAAUGUCAUGAUUCCACAUGACACGUUUGCUCCCUUCUCCUCCCCACCUGCUCAGCCCACAGGUCUGUUUUAAAUCAAUCUUUUCACCUCUCCCAAGACUCACAAUUUAAGCAGAGCAGACACUGACAAAAACAGAUUUAUAAUGAAGCUGGUGGCCAUUAAAUAUCAGCCUUCCACCAGAGGUGACCUUAUUGUAAAGUGUUGUACAGUGAAUUUAUUUUGACUUUGCCCAUUCUCUACCGCAUCUUGCACACUGGCAGCCAAGGCAGUGGUGGUGGGAGGUCUGAGAAUAAUGCCCACAUCUCCCUUCAUUACAGCUGCACUUCACAUCCCAGCAGCCUCCAAGCCUCAGGGAUAUCACAUUCAUUACCUCUUUCAGACACAUGUAUUUUACAUAUAUGGCUGAAAGGUGAUUAGAAUCCCUGACACAACAGUGUUUUAUCUGGAAUGCAACCAUGAAAAAUACAUGCCUACAACAAAAAAGACAUCCUACAUCCUUCUCCUAAUUGAUUUAAGCUACAAAGACCAGCUUCAGUUUUCCCAGGGCACGGGAACAACCAGGAAGACACAAAUUGCAUGUUUUCAAAUCUCCUCAUAAAAACUGCUUGACAGGGGGUUGAAAGCAGACUUUUCUGUUUCUCAGAUGUCCUAGUCCUGUGAAUGUCAUCAGUCAGCAGAAGCCCACGUGCCACCACCUGAUCAUAAAGAACAGUUCUGUAACAACCCUCAUUUCAUGCUGCUGAUUCCAGCCCAUCAUAAAUCAGCCACACCACGAGUAAUUUUGGAAAUAAUUGUCUGCUCCAGAGCUCCUCUCUCCCAGCCCAGGUGCCACACAGCUGCAGCCACACGCAGCCCUGUCCUGCUGGAGUGGGUUAGAGUAGUGAUGCUCCCUGAGUGCUUGGAAAAUCUUUAAAGCUGCACACAGUGCAGUGGUUUUAAAAACACUAUAAAUGGAGUCAGCUCUGCCUUGAAACAGAUGCUCUCUGCAGAUGGAAAAUGGGAUAGCAACUGCUACUUCACUGAAAGCUGCCUGGAAAUGCAGCAGGUGAUCCCAGCACUGAUCCUCAGGUGCACCGGGCACUCUGGUCCUUUCUCUCCCACCCUCUUCCUGAUAUCCAGCUUUAAUAUCCAGCCCUGAGCAGGGUUUGCUGUCACUGAUGGCUGUUUGUGCAAAUGAAUCAGCACAGCACAUCUGAUGUUUUGACUUCAGCCUUGUGUGACCCCUGUGUUCCUUAGCCAGGUCUUGCACAGCAACUUUGAAUAAUGUCCUCUCAAAACCUGUGGUCAAAAGUGUCCUGGGCUGGUUGUGCUGGUCCAGCCACCCUCAGUUAACAGCAGACAGAUCAGCCUUAGAGAAAGAACCCCAGCCACAUCUCACACAGGAGCUUAAUUCAGUCCAAAGCUGCUAGAACAAAGUAGAAAAGC